Messenger RNA from Panonychus citri (citrus red mite), 426 nucleotides. Its product is annotated as immediate early response 3-interacting protein 1-like. Gene Ontology annotation, cellular component: endoplasmic reticulum membrane; COPII-coated ER to Golgi transport vesicle; Golgi membrane. The record is from RefSeq and is a predicted model, not a curated record. The transcript has 3 exons. Gene Ontology annotation, biological process: endoplasmic reticulum to Golgi vesicle-mediated transport. NCBI's taxonomy places the organism in Eukaryota, Metazoa, Arthropoda, Arachnida, Trombidiformes, Tetranychidae. The coding region runs from base 87 to 356 and encodes 89 amino acids.
UCACUUGAAUGAAUCAUUGAUUGGAAACUUUAAUUGUCUGGUUGACAUUUGUUGAAGAUUUUUGUUAAUUAGUUUCAUCUUUAAUUAUGGCAAUUACAUUAUAUAACCUAUUUGAAUCAAUUCUAUUAAUAGUCAAUGGAAUUGCAAUUCUCCAUGAGGAAAGAUUUCUCAAAAAAAUUGGAUGUGGUCGAGAUCAGAAUAAUAUCAAUUUUAAUCAACCUUAUGGAAUUCCACCACCUCAACCUGGUGUAAAAGCCAACGUUUUAAAUUUGAUUCACUCAAUAAGAACUGUAAUGAGAGUGCCUUUGAUUUUCUUCAAUGUUGUAACAAUUGUAUUUAAGCUUCUCAUUGGUUAAGGAAAAGAAGAGGUUUAAAUGGUGUUACUAUUGUCAAAUCGAAUGGAAUAAAUAUUCAUAUUUUUACAUA